UUCAGCAGCACCCGGCAGCUACCCUACUGAGCUCUCUCCGCUGUGUGUGAGACAAUAUUGAAGUUGGGCAGAAUUGGCGGCGGCUAACAAUGCGGCCUUGUCACUUUAGACGCGCCAGCGCAAUCCAUGCAGACGUGCCUGACAUGAUUACGGCUUUUCGUACACCGACCAGAUACUUGACCACUCCCCCCUCGUCAUUGCAGGAAGAGGCUGGUGACCGCAAUUCCUCCAUGUUUAGAUUAAAAGCCAUGACCGUUUUAGGGUCAAGACUGCCGCUCCGUCCCGGCCCUCGACUUUUUUACCGGGACCCUGACAGCUUCAGCAGGGUUAGCAGAGCAGCAAACAUUUUUCAGAUGAGAAUCAAAUACACCAGUCCUAGUGCAUCGCAUAGGCGUGUUUGUAGCCUGCAGCAGUUUCGAACGCACUCGAUGAUUUUAUACCAUGUUUCAAAACCUAAAAAUUCUUAUUGGUUGCGCAUGGAAACAGUGUGUGCUUUUUUCGACCAGGAGACUACGUAGAUUCAGGUCUCAAGUCAAAGAGCAACAAACAACCAGUCUGAUAACAAUACAUUAUCAAGCUAGGAUCCUUCAGUCCUGAU
Aureobasidium subglaciale EXF-2481 is the source of this 598-nucleotide messenger RNA. RefSeq lists its product as uncharacterized. The record is from RefSeq and is a predicted model, not a curated record. Lineage: Eukaryota; Fungi; Ascomycota; Dothideomycetes; Dothideales; Saccotheciaceae. Bases 90 to 518 code for a protein of 142 amino acids. The transcript has a single exon.